AUGCCGCCGUCUGCAACGCUGACCUCAGUCUUUUUCGCGAGAGCAUGCUCAUCAUCGGCACUCGCUGUAAGAGAAGCCAACGACGCCACGGAUUAUCAUGAGCUGGCGUCAAAAGCCAGAAACUUUGCCAUGCAGCUCAGCAACAUGCUGAGAAAGGACACCAAGCGGGUGAUUCUGGUUUGCACAAGGGGCAUCGAUGCCAUUGCUGUUCUUCUUGGUGCCAUGUCAUGUGGUGUUCAGUGCAUCCCGAUACUACCAGAGAGACCUAUUACCGCCGCUUACCUCGGUGGCCUCUGUGGCAGCCUUGGAACCCAGUACGUUGCGUGCACACCGCAGGCUGAGAUGCCCGCCGGCGUCAAGGACAUUUGCAUUGUCAGACUGGAGCCCAGGUUGCAAGGCGGGGAACGGGCGGAGGCGUGGUUGGAUAAGGCUCGGCCAGACGGCGAUGCUAUCGGGCUGUUGCGCCCCGGCAAGUCAAAAACUGAUCAUUUUGCCAAAUCUCCAGGCGCUCAACUAAUCAUUGAUACUGCGCGAGAAAACUUCGGCAUUGAGCCUGGGUGCCAGGUCCUGGUACUCAGCAGUCUGUUGGAUAUAUCUAUCUUGGCAAUAUUGUCCUGCCUUUGUCAUGGUGGCACCUUAGUCAUCCAAGGCGGUCUCUCGUAUGAACAAACCUCGCAAAUCAACGUUCUGUUUUCCAGUCCUGCCGUCCUGGCUGGCUGCCGUCCGGACAGGUUUCCUCGGCUGCGCACUGUGGCUGCUGGUCCUGGCCAACUGUCCCGAAAUCUGACGCACCGUUGGACACAAGUCAACGCGUGCGUGUGGAGUCUCACGCAGGCGCAAGAUAGAUAUGAUGUACCCAUGCGCCGCUACCCAGCUGUGGAGAGGACAAUUAUCCAGUGGCAGACGGAACACAGUAUGCUGCAACGACUUGAAGACUGUGCCGCGGCCAACCAUCUGCUGGCGCUCGAAGACAGCGUGUGGUACGUGGAGACGCUGGACAUUCACGGCACCUUGCACAGUUUUAUCGUCCCCGACGAUCUCAACUUAAACAAGCUGAAGUCGAAUCUCGUCACGAGGCAGCCGCAGCUCGCCGGAAGGGUCAGGCUUCACGCGCGCGCGCGGCUCCCUGUCAGGGUGGACGGUACGCUGGAUAUUUCGGCACUGAAGGGCGAAGUAGCCUGUCUCGAAGGGGCAGUUGCAGCACCGAAAAGACCUAUGGUGGCCCAAGGUGCCACCUGCACGUUGUUUCGCCUACUCUGCACGGUGCCCAUGGCGUCGAUGGUGGCCAUGUUGGUGAAUGUCAGCCUGUUGCCGAUCGUCACUCGACAAACAAAGAGCAUCUACACUCUCGCUGCCGCCAACGUGAGCAUGACCAUGCUGUCGCAGCAGGAUGCCUUCAUCAGCCUAGUUUAUCUGGUCCUGCAUCCGUGCAUGAGCGACGGGCCUGCAGCGAGGUUUCUACCACUGUGGGUCAAGCGGCAGAUGGCGGGUGUCUUUUGCAACCGCGCCAUGGUGCACGCGACGCUGGCAGCUUGGUCUAUGUUCUGGCUGCUCUGGUUUUCCAUUGAGCAGACAGUUUCAAGCUGGGCCAGCCCGGUCUCGGCCUCGGCGUCCUCGCUUGUCAUCGCGGUGGCGACCUGGACGCUUUUGGUUGCCUACAUUUGCCUGGGGCUGGCUUCUGUACCGCUGUUGUGGGGGUCGCCGAGUGAGAACCGAGUCCUGUGCAUGGUGCAUAAGUCGGGCGGCCUGGCUGUGUGGCUUAUGGCCUUGGCUCUUGCCGUCGUGCAAGCAGCCAUAGGUCGAGACCAAGGCGUCAUGGCAGGCCGACGCAUUGGCGGCACGCUGGAGGUCUGGUUGCUGGCUGCGCCACUUGUCAGCCUCGGCGUUCCAUGGCUGACGCUGCGUCGAGUCACGGCUCGACGCAAGUGGAGCGCUCCCGACCGUCAAGGGUGGGAAAUUGUGACGGGUGGCCGCCAGUUGGCGUCUGGCGCGCGGCGGUGGAUGACAGCCAGCAGCCCACUGAGCAGCAACUGGCACUGCGCCGUUGCGGUCGCCUCGAGCGGUGGCUGCAAUGGUUGGAUCGCCAUAGUGGAUGUCGGCAUGCUGGGGAACUGUAGUCCUCAGUCACAGUCGCUACCCGGCCACGACCGGCUCCAACGCACUUUUUGGAUACAACAGCUCCCCGUGUUCCGCAUUUUGAGUGCGACACGGUUCUUCCAGAGCGUAGUCGUGCUUGCCAUCGGCAAGGGCAUCCUGGCCGUUGCUGGCAAGACGCCGCGGUACGUGGUCUGGUCCGCGGCGAAGCAGGACUUUGACAAUCUCGAUAAGAAGUUGGGCACGCGCCAGCUUCGUAAAGUGCCGCACACUGCAAGCCAGCAAGAGCUCAGCCAGGUGGUAGUAGAGGAGGCGAAGCGGGGUGGUGCAGAGGCCAUCUUUGUCAUCGGAAGUGCCACGACGGUGGUCAAGGUAGUUGGCCGGCUACGCACAGUCAGCAGCUUGUCUGUCUAUGUGGAAACAUGCAACUGA
Messenger RNA from Cordyceps fumosorosea ARSEF 2679, 2526 nucleotides. RefSeq lists its product as hypothetical. NCBI's taxonomy places the organism in Eukaryota, Fungi, Ascomycota, Sordariomycetes, Hypocreales, Cordycipitaceae. Bases 1 to 2526 code for a protein of 841 amino acids. The transcript is spliced from 4 exons. The record is from RefSeq and is a predicted model, not a curated record.